This is a messenger RNA of Paramuricea clavata, 404 nucleotides long. Lineage: Eukaryota; Metazoa; Cnidaria; Anthozoa; Malacalcyonacea; Plexauridae. The record is from the annotation of a GenBank genome assembly.
UUAACGAAACGACUGGCAAGGUUAUGCGCACUGUUCUCAGAUAGAUAUGAGAAUAACCUAAGCUCGUGGAAUGGUUUACAUUGGUGAGUAUAUAUUUCUUGAAAAACCUUUGUGUACAUUUGAAAGUGAAAAGUGUGGAUUGAUAGGAUAAAAGGGAAGGGGCCUUCGCUCAUGUAGUUGAAUCCCUCGCAGCUUCCUGGUAUUUUUGUGACUACCUACGCUGGCACGGACCAUUUGAAAGUGAAGACUGAAGUUGACACGAUUGUUUUCAUUACAUUGAUAGGUUUGGAAGAAUACCUCUGAACCUUUUGUUGUCCUGGACUCGUUGGAUAACUCUGCAAAUGUCCAAGCAAAAACUGCCACUCGACAUUCGCAACAGUUCGAGUACGGACGCAAUAAUAUGA